AUGUCCCAGUGCAAUCCCUUAUCCCAUGGGAUAUUGAAAGAGCUUGGCAAACUUGCAGAGUUGAAACAAAGGGGUCUGAUUCUUGACCGUCACUUCGAGACAAUCAAAGCACACGUGAAGGCGGGCAACUCCGUUGCGAAGGAGCGAUGGGACGCCAUCCAGAGCGCGUGGGGGCUGAAGCAGAACGGUGUCUUCGACAAAGAGGAGUGGGUCGCGCAGAUUGACGGCGAAACGCAGGGUAUUACCAGCAGCACCCGCCUGUCCGCUUCAUCCCAACGAGAUGCCGGCAGCGCGCGAGGUGCUGCAACGCCGUCUCAGCACCCACCUUCUGCCGCAGGUACCGCGAGGAGAACGGCCGUGGAUCGCGGGAAGCAAGCUAGGGAGAGAGCUGCCAAAGGCACUUGA
Ectocarpus sp. CCAP 1310/34 is the source of this 405-nucleotide messenger RNA. Lineage: Eukaryota; Phaeophyceae; Ectocarpales; Ectocarpaceae. The record is from the annotation of a GenBank genome assembly.